AUGAUGCACGAUGUCAGCUCGAUGUCAGCCGGCGGCCAAUGGUCAAGCAUGACAGGUGCCAGCAUUGCCUUGGCGGUGAUGGCGACCCAAGCAGAUCGCUAUGUGAGUGAUCCCAAGAAGGCGGAUUUCGGAGCAGCUGCUUGGAUUCUGCACUGGCUUUUGGCCGUGGUCUUUGCGGGCUCAGUGGCAGGUAUGCUGUCGAUGGGGUGCCUGGGCGACCUCAUUGGACAUGGGAGAGCCUUGCUGGUGACCAAAGGCUUAGUGGUACUGGGAUGCUUCAUGUGCACCUUGCUUCCAGAGCAGCCGGACGAGUCCGGCUUCUGGGGUCAAUUGAUCCUCUGGCGCUUCAUCAUCGGCGUAGGCUUGGGUGGCGCCUAUCCGCUGACGGCCGCAGUGGCCGGGAAGGCCAACGACGUGGGGAAGGCCUUCUUCUGGCAAACACCCGGCAGUGUGGCUCCCUACCUGGUAGCCUUGCUCGUGUUGAAGCUUCUGCCGGGUCAGACUAGCCCUCAGUUCCGCUGGAUCUUGGGCUUGGGAGCUGUGCCAUCCUUCUUAGCGCUCGGGACCUCCAUCUCCGACCCAGUGGCACAGCCUGUGCGGCCAGCAUCCCAACUGGGCCUUUGGGAAGGUUUGCCACAAGCACUCAGCUGUCCUCGGCUUCAGAGGCGCUUGCUGGGCACUGCUGGAAGCUGGUUCCUGUUUGACGUGGCUGCUUAUGGGACCACCAUCUUCACCCCGCAGAUUCUGAGCUAUGUCUUCGGCAAGGACCAUUCUUUGGUCCAUUUGGCUUGGCAUUCCAUCCUCCUGCUUUCAUGGUCGAUCCCCGCCACGUGGCUCUCGGUGCUGGCGCUGUCUCGGUGGCGAGCACGCCGGCUGAACCUGCUGGGCUUUGUCUUGCAAGCGGUGCUCUUUGCCACAUUUGCCAGCGCCUAUGGCUUCUUCUACGACAUGCACAAGGUGCUGCUCGCUCUUCUUUGCGCCAUCUACUUUGGUCUCAAUUGGGGCGUUUGCGUGUCCACCUACGUGCUGCCCAUCGAGGUCUUUCCAGAGGAAUUCCGCGGCACCUUGCACGGCGUCAGCGCCGCAGCGGGCAAGCUCGGUGCACUGGUGGGCGCGUGCCUCUUCCCGCUCCUCAACACCAUCGGUGGGGUACCCGCUGUCAUGGGCCUGCAGGCGGUGGUGUGUGGUAUGGGCGCCUGGCUAAGCUUAACUUGCUUGCCUCCAGAUGACUGA
Molecule: messenger RNA, 1233 nt
Organism: Durusdinium trenchii
Lineage: Eukaryota; Dinophyceae; Suessiales; Symbiodiniaceae
Source: the annotation of a GenBank genome assembly